Messenger RNA from Mycotypha africana, 2181 nucleotides. Its product is annotated as Ppx/GppA phosphatase family-domain-containing protein. The record is from RefSeq and is a predicted model, not a curated record. Lineage: Eukaryota; Fungi; Mucoromycota; Mucoromycetes; Mucorales; Mycotyphaceae. Bases 87 to 1961 code for a protein of 624 amino acids. The transcript has 2 exons. Gene Ontology annotation, biological process: regulation of transcription by RNA polymerase II.
UUUUUUUGUUAACAUUAUUCAAUUCAUUUCUAAUUUUCUACCUAUCUUUCGUCACUGCUGUUUGAUCAAAACCAAGUCUAAUAAAUAUGGAUAAACAGAACAUAAAAGCACCUUUUGGUGUUGUAGAUAUGGGAUCGAAUGGCAUUCGAUUUGGUAUCGUCAGUGCGCUUGCCCGUCACUUACCCGUAGCCUAUGAAGAACGAGCUCCUAUCGGUCUGCUUUUAGCACAAGGUGACGAUGGGAUUAUUCCUUCCGCAGUUAUUGACGAAGUUAUCACUAGCUUUUUGAGGUUCAAGAGGUUAUGCCAGGACGCUAAAGUAGACGUAAAUGAUAUCCGUGUCAUUGCUACGGAAGCAACACGUAUUGCCAAAAAUUCCAAGGAAUUUAUUGAUAGAAUCUAUGAAGCAACGGGAUGGAAUGUUACACUAUUAUCUAAACAGGAAGAGGCAUUGAUUUCAGCGUCUGGUAUUGUUGGUUCCUUCAAUCAAGUGAAUGGUUUAACAAUGGACCUUGGUGGUGGAUCCGUUGAAGUAAGCUACGUCAUGACAUCAGUUCCUAUAGCAGAGAAUAGUAGCAACAAUAGGGGUUCAGACGGCAACAUUCGCGUUUCAUCUAAUCCUGUAUCAAUGCCUUAUGGUGCUGCGGCUUUAAAGAAGAGACUGGAAGAAUGUCAAUCAUCGAAGCAGAGGCAUGCAUUAUAUAAAGAAGUUGUAGCCGAAGUGAAGAAGGCCUAUAAUGAAACAAAGCUUCCCAGCAGCUUAUUGACAAAAGAUGGUUACAAUGUCUAUAUGAGUGGAGGAGGUUUCAGAGCUUUAGGCUACUUAUCCAUGGCCGUGAGUGCCCAGGACAGAUACAUGCCAAAGUGGACUACUAAUCGUCAACAUGUUUACCCAAUACCCAUUAUCAACGGUUAUUCUAUGUCAGGCAAAGAAUUGAAAAAGUUAGCUCAACGAUACAAAGAUAAAGAUCCCCAUGAUUUGAUGAAGCGCUUGAAAGUGUUUCGUAUAUCCAAGCGUCGUGCCAGUAUGAUCCCUGCUUCUUGCUUUUUGAUGUCUGCCAUUCUUGAGGUAUUUAAAAUCAAGCGUAUCUAUUUUAGCGAAGGCGGAGUCCGCCAGGGGUUCUGUUACCAACUCUUAUCGCCGGAAGAAAAGAGAAGAGAUCCUUUCUUGGAAGGAGUCAAAGCUUAUGCAGCUCAAUCAAGCUUUGCUCUCACACAAAAGGAAUUUGACGCUAUUUAUGACAUACUUGUUGACGCACUUCCUGUUCUUUUUAUGGAUCCAAGACACCCUUUGCAAUUAUACCGUUUGUUGCCUGCUGCUAUUCAUUUGUCUAACCUUACCUCACAUUACCCGAAAGAAACUCGUGCGUUUGUGGCUUUCCAUAUGCCAUUGGCUAGUGGCCCUUUGGCAAAUGUACCUGGUAUUAGUCAUAGAGAACGGGCCAUCCUUUCCAUUAUCUUGGCUUAUCGCCAAGGAGGUGCUGUUCCGGACCCAAUCUUCUAUGCUAUUCAAGCCAUGGUAGGCCGUCGUGGUAUUGCCGUCUGUAAAUAUUUGGGGAGAUUAAUGGAAUUGGUAUUUGCUGUAUCUCCACUACAUCCUGGUGUAGGUUUGAUUGAGAGUGGACUCUCUUUCACUACCAUCGUUUAUGCCGAGGACUCUGAUAGUAGCUCCGUCUCAAGUAACAGUAGCAGUAGUGGUGGCAAUAGCUCAAGCAGCGACACAGAUUCGGAUGAUGAGUUCGAUGAUAGUGCUAUCGAACGAGAUAAUGCUAGUGAUUAUCCAUCAAUGCAUUUGAAAAUAACUCUGCCGAAAGAGUUUUCUCCCUUAGUAGAUGCGCCAGCUGUCAUGUCAGUCAUUGAAACUUUGGAUAAAAAAGUUAAUACGAAGAAAUUCGAUUGGGAUGAAGAACGUAGACGUUUGAAAUGCCCCAAUCUCUUUUCAGUCGAAGUCUGUAGACAGUAAUAUGAGUUCUUCAAUUAUCAACCCAAAUACUACAUUUAUACGAUAUACACCACUUCUGUACAUAUAACGUUGCAUUUUCUUUUUUACCAGAGUAUUAAUAAACGAAAUAUAGAAUAAAACCGAGAUAGACUAAACUACUCUUAACAAUUUUUUUUACCGAACACUGCCUAAAUAGAGACGUUUUAGUGCUUUCUCGUCUUUACUAUUGUUAAAUGGUGCG